Messenger RNA from Octopus sinensis (East Asian common octopus), 2979 nucleotides. RefSeq lists its product as uncharacterized. Lineage: Eukaryota; Metazoa; Mollusca; Cephalopoda; Octopoda; Octopodidae. The record is from RefSeq and is a predicted model, not a curated record. The coding region runs from base 245 to 1876 and encodes 543 amino acids. The transcript is spliced from 10 exons.
AUUUAAGAUACUCUCCAGAAAACCAGAAAAUCCAGAAAUCCGAGACACUUCUAGUACCAAGAAUGCCGAAUAUGGUUCGGCACAAUUAACUGAUAAGAGUAUUAAGGACAGAGUUAUCUGCCCCAUACUUCCGAUAUUAUCAUUUCCCGCCUUAUUUAAAUCGAGACCAAAUAAGAUAGAAAAAGGAAAUCGUAAAACGAAAAUGCCAUCUGCUGGAAACCCAACACUUUAAAGUCUGUUGUAGAUGGUCUCAAGCGAGAAGUGUCAAUCGUCAAGUGCACAAGCCAGGAGUUUAAAAAUAUUAACAAUGAGUAAAACAAAUGCUGUGAAUAAACUUGCCAGAAAUUACAGCCUGAGUAAAACGCAAUUAACUCCGAUAAUAAAAGAAGAAAAUGUCAAACAACCAGAAAGAGAAAUUCCUGCGUCUCCCACUUCAGAUAAAGAAAUGUCUCCCGCAAAUGACUCAUCGUUUCUGAGUAUCGAAGAUCUUAUGCUGUCCCAGACUUACAACCCAAAUAGUGAUGUGGCCUGGCAAGUUGCUUCCCCAGAGGUUUUGCGUAAAAUCCACAAAGCUAUUAUACAAGACCAAAAAUUGAGGAAGAAGAAAAGCGCUACUUUGAAUAAAGAUGAAAAGGAUGCCCAGCAAGCUGUUGAAAAACCAAUGGUCAACACUCCUGUAAUAGCUAGACCAAAGUGGAGAGUGAAAAUGAAGAAAAAAGUUAGUUCCAGAAUUGAAGACACUAUUAAAACAAUUGAAAUGAAGAUGAAGUCCGAUAAAGACCUAGCCUGUUGUGGAAUGCCUUCACAAAGAAAUCCUACAAGCCCGAGUAGCGAUCUUUUGUGUUCCGAAGCUUGCAAUUCACACAGUUCCGAACAUUGUCCCAGUUCUGAGAAAGAUUCUGAUCACUUUGAUGAGAUUAAGAAGGCAACUUCAGAUGAUAACAUUGUUAGAGAAUCAGAAACUCAUUUGCUUUCCGACGAAGAAAUUGCUUGGAGUGAAGAGGAGCUGUUAUGUGAAUCUGUUGUGGAAACUGCUUUAGUCAACGAGUCCAUUGUUAAUUCAACAGAAAAUUCUUCGGCAAUUCGAAGUAGUAAUGAAAACAUUGGAAAUUCCAAGAUUCAAAAUAAUCUCAAGGAUACAGAUCAAUCUAGCUGCCAGAAAACGUGCCUAAGCAAAGGGAGAACUCCUUCAAAAAUUCAGAAGGGAAUUUGCUCAGAAAAUCCAUCUUCUGUUUCUGAAGAUAUGAAUUUAUCUGAUACGGACAUUGACGAGAUGCUUUCACAGUUACAGGAAACAGAUUUUGUUUCGUCUGACGCGUCUGAAAGUACCGUGAAUGUCAACUCUGAAACGCCUCCCCAGGACCCUGUUCCUUUAGACCUGCAACAAAACCAUAACACUCGAGUAACAAGAUCAAUGGUUAAAAAAACAAAUGUACAAGUUUUAGACAGUUCAGACCAAGUUAAUCAAAAGUCUUUAACAAAAAAUAACAAGAACAGAACUAAUGAAAGUGAUACAGCACUAAGAAAAGCGUACCUCCUAAGAAAUUCGACUGUGCAACAAACAGAAACUGGGGUCAGUUCUAAGGCAUCGGUUCCAGUUAGCAACAAUGCCCAGCAACACUAUUUGUCUGCGCCUAAACGUGGUGAAGACCUGUUUGAUGAUUCAGAAAUUACUGAUGAAUUGCUGGUCGGUGUCUACGAAGACAUGUUUAAGGAUGACAUGGAAGAUGAUAACAGCACUGCUGUCAACCAAAUCUCUGAACCAAAGGUACGGAAAGUGAAGAAUGAAGUGUGUUCCAAAGAAGAGAUUGAAAGGAAAAAAUUAGAAGCCUUGAAAAGACGAAAUAAUUACAGAUCAAAGACUAAAAGAAAAUGAAUUAGCUAAAAUCUAUACUCAAUAUUUUAUUUAUUUUGUGUGUGUGUGUACAUGUGUGUAUGUGUGUGCUCAUGCGUGCAGUCUAACAUGCAUAAAUUGAAAUUACUUAAAGCUAUAACCAUAAAGGGUUAUUUGUUGUGUUAAGCUCAUCCCUUACUUGUUGAUCUUUUCCAUUUCUUUGUUAUUCGCAUUAAAGUGUUUUGAAUUUUCUUUUUACUUUCUCCUCUCCUCUUCUCUCUCUCCCUCCCUCCCUCUCUCUCGCUCUUUCUCUCAUGGAAAAAUCAAAAAAUUAAGACCAAAAUUUUAAAAUUCAUUUUUUUCAAGUCAGCCAAGAAUGAAGCUGCUGCUCUCAAUGGUACCUAACCAAACUAAAUGCUAAUUUGUAAUUACUUCUUCUAAAAAGAAAAAGAGAAAAAUUGUUUUGGUACAGCUCCACAGGUGUGGAUGUAUGGUAAGCAGCUUGCUUCCCAACCACGUAGUUCCGGGUUCAGUCCCACUGUGUUGUCACCUUGAGCUAGCGUCUUCGACUAUAGCCUAAGGUUGACCAAAACCCAAGUGAAUGUGGUAGGCGGAAACUGAAAGAAGGCCAUUGUAUAUGUGUGUGUAAAAAGCUUGCUUUGUAAUCACAUGGCUCCUGUUACAGUCUUACUGUGUGGCACCUUUGGCAAAUGUCUUCUAGAUUAGCUUCAGGCUGAUCAAAUCCUUCUGAGUGGAUCUGGUAAGACGGAAACUGAAAGAAGCCCAUUGUAUGUGUGUGCGUGUGUAAAAGAAGCUUGCUUCCCAACUACAUGGUUCUGGUUCCAGUCCCACUGCAUGGCACUUUAGUCUAGUGUCUAUAGACUGAAGCAAGCAAAUAAUAAAAGAUUGUCGUCAAAUGCUGACAAAGGUGGUUGACAAACCAUGUAUACUAUGUACAUUAUUAAUGAAUAUAAUAAAUUACUAAUAACCCACUCUAAUAUCUAACCUUCAGCUUUGUACUUCAUCAUCAUCAUCAUUUAAUAUCCGCUUUCCAUGCUAGCAUGGGUUGGACGAUUUGACCGAGGACUGGCAAACCAGAUGGCUGCACCAGACUCCAAUUUGAUCUGGCAGAAUUUCUACAGCUU